Oncorhynchus tshawytscha (Chinook salmon) is the source of this 2481-nucleotide messenger RNA. Its product is annotated as solute carrier family 35 member G2-like. Bases 604 to 1998 code for a protein of 464 amino acids. The transcript is spliced from 2 exons. Lineage: Eukaryota; Metazoa; Chordata; Actinopteri; Salmoniformes; Salmonidae. The record is from RefSeq and is a predicted model, not a curated record.
CGAGAAAGAGAGACUAUCAUCAUUCCCUACAGCAGAGGAGCGUUGAGAAGGUGAUGAAAUAUAGAUGUGGGAUAGAGAAGGACCAUUAGUUCCCCGCUGGGACCAGAUCUGUCUCUGUGUGUGUGCGUGAGUUUGUGCGUGUGUGUUUGUGCGUGCGUGCGUGCAUACAUAAACGCGCACACACAAACGUGACUGACAGUGGUCAGUGUUUAUGAUGAUGAUUUUUUUGUCGCUAUGCAUGCUUAAGCAUAAUGACAUCGUUCCCUCUUCUCUCACUCUCUCUCUCCACGGUCGGGCAAGCUGAGAAGCGCAGCUGCUGUGUGUGUGAGUGAGGGAGGACGGGUGAGGGAUCGGGAGACAGAAAAGGAGGAAGGAUUUUUAUCACCGACACUCUCUACCCCUGUGGUCGACAACAGUGCUCUGCCGGCGGUUGGAGGAGCCAGAUAGACCCGUUGGGCGACUGGUAACCUUGGAGGCACGCCAAACCACCCAUGAGGAGGGAAGCGGGUGGAAGGAUGCCUCUUUCCCUGAUCUGACAGAAUACAUUUGUUCGGUGAAUGAGCGGAGUGCACCGAAUUGACGCAAUACAGUAGGUGAGUAACCAUGGAAUCCACUCAUCUCCUGGACGGCUCUAAGAAGCGGGUGAAGAUCCACCCUCACACCGUCACCGCCAAGUACGCCCCACACACACCCCACACACACACACACUUCCCCCAGCCCGGAGACGAGGGGUACGAUGACGCUCCCUCCUUCGAGGACUUCGGCUCCUUCCUGGAGGAGACCUCGGACAAGAAACAGCUGACAGGAACCAGGAAGUGGACAGGAAAGGCCGGCGCUCUGUUUGGAGGGAAGGACAAUAACAAAGACACACCCCCUAGACCUCCCAUGGGGGGAGCCGAAGGGGGGGUGGAGGGAGGAGGGAAGGGUGCAGGGGGGGGAGUAGGGGAGCAGCUAGCGAGUUUCGGCGAGGCGUCUGUCUCUGCGUCUCGGCUCACGUGGGCCAGUGUGGUCAUGGCGGGGCUGGCUCACGGCUGUGUGUGUGUUCUGACACGCCUGGCCGCCUCACACUUUAAUCUCCCACCCUUAACUCUCCUCUUGGUACGAUCCAUCCUCCAGCUGCUCUAUGGGACUGUACCAAUGAAACGGGCGGAGACGGCCUUUGGCUCAAAGGGCUAUCGGCGGAAGCUGCUCCUGUACGGUCUGACUCACUCCUUCUCCCUCUGCUGCGCUUACUCGUCCUUAUCCUUCGUCUCCCUCGGCGACGACGAGGCCAUGUUGACAACCUGGCGCCUGGCGACCACCGCCCUGUCGGCCACUCUGGCGUUGUUGCUCCUGGACGAGCGGCUGGGAUUGGUGGACCUGGUCACCGUAGCGACAGGCGUGUUAGGACUGGGUUUGGCGCUAGUUCCUAACCCAACAGGGCUGGAUGAGAACAACAACGGGACCGGGUCAGGAAUGCCCAAUGGGGCGACACCGGCACAACAGUCGGCCCAGUUCUGGCGGGAAGCGUUUGGUUGGUCCCUGACUGUUCUUGCAGGACUAUGGAUGUCUCUGGCUCUAGUCAUGUACCGCUCUCUGAAGGAACGGGUCAGUGUCGGCACCGCUCUGUUCACUGUCAGCUGGACCGGCUGUCUGAGCACCGCAGUCUCCAUGCUUCUCCUCCGACAGGGGCCAGUGUGGCCGGCCAGUCUCCAGGCUUGGUGCAUCGUCCUGGGGGUAGCUGUGUGCUCUGCUGGGGGGUUCGUGGGGGUGACCCAUGGCCUCACCCGACUUCACCCAGCUUUGGUGUCGGCUACACAGGGUCUGGAAGUACCGGUCGCUAUGGUGCUGGAGAUCGCUGUUGUGCCAUUGGUUCCCUCAGUGUGUGAGGUCAUAGGGGGUGUGGUGGUGGUGGCGAGCGUGGGUUGGCUUGUUACAGUGAAGCUCCUCCCCUCUCGAGGAAGUGGGAGGAAACAGAGAGAAGAGUACGAAGAGAUCCUGGACUCACCAAUUAAAUAGCACACACGCACACGCAAGGAGACAUGCACGCACAAAGAUUCUGGACUUGCCAAUCAAAUAGACCACUCCCCUUCUAUCUAUGUUUCUGUCUUUCUCUCUUUUCCCAGGGGAUUUGUGUUCUCUCUCUCUCUCUCUCUCUCUCUCUCUCUCUGAGGUCAGUGUGUAUAUAAGAGGACUCUAUGGUGAAUGUUAAUGCUUGAGCUAAAAUAGCUGUCUUUAACCACAGAUCUAGAAUCAGAUACACCAACUCCAAUCCUUAACUUAACCAUUAGGAGGUGUCAAAAUAUCUGACCCUGUAUCAGUGGUUAGGGAAAACAUCUACCUACCCCAAUGUGAAUAGUAAAUGUAUCUAUUUUGUAUUGUAGUUGUUGUAAUUGUUGUGAAGUGCCAAUACUGUGUUGUCUUACUGGCUAUUGUGAUAGUGUGAUGUCAUAUUAAAACCUCACUGUGUUACUGUGAUUUGCUCUCCUACUGACUGUGUGU